Molecule: messenger RNA, 900 nt
Organism: Dentiscutata heterogama
Lineage: Eukaryota; Fungi; Glomeromycota; Glomeromycetes; Diversisporales; Gigasporaceae
Source: the annotation of a GenBank genome assembly
AUGGAAUUAAUAGUAAAACAAUUGACUCCUGAUGGAUAUACGCGACCAGUAUGGACCGUUAAUGGUCAAUAUCCAGCUCCGAUAAUUCAAGCAAACUAUGGAGAUAGGCUUCUCAUCAACGUCACCAAUAAAUUUGGAGACCCGGCCACUGUUCAUUGGCACGGUAUAUUUCAGAAGGACACAAAUUUUUACGAUGGACCUGUGGGCAUAACACAAUGUCCGAUCCCUAAUGGAGUUUCAUUUCUUUACAAUUUCACUCUUAAUCAAUACGGCACAUAUUGGUAUCAUUCCCACAUUACUGGUCAAAUUAUUGACGAUUGGUACCACGCUCCAUCUGGUAUUAUCCUUCCAUUAUUUCGUACACCUGGCUAUAAAGGAUUUGAACCAGUUCCUGAUUCUGGUGAAAUUAGUGGCUUAGGACAAUAUGAUUGUAAUGCUGCUCCAAAAAAUUCUAAAUGUAAUCCGAAUAACAAAGUCGCCACAUAUGUUGUUCAAAAGGGUAAAAAAUAUAGAUUUAGAAUUAUAAACAUGAGCACAUUAUCUCACUUCAUUCUUUCGAUUGAUGAACAUCCUGUCACGGUUAUUGCAGCUGAUGGUGAUUUAAUAAAACCUGUUACUCUAAACACCUUACCAAUUCAUAUUGCACAACGAUAUGAUGUAAUACUUAAUGCUAAUAAACCAAUAGAUAAUUAUCAGAUACGUGUAAAACUAUCGACUUGCUCAAGGAUAGAUAAUAAUACUAUAAAUUAUAACAAUUCAUUAAAUUAUAAUAUUGUGGGAAUUUUAAAAUACGAAGGCGCCAAAGAUAACCUUCCAACUUCGAAAGCUUAUCCAUUGAACAAAACAGAAGAAUGUAGAGAUAUUAAUGCAAACUUAUUAAAACCAUAUUACGAGAAAAAA